Molecule: messenger RNA, 1521 nt
Organism: Triticum turgidum subsp. durum (durum wheat)
Lineage: Eukaryota; Viridiplantae; Streptophyta; Magnoliopsida; Poales; Poaceae
Source: the annotation of a GenBank genome assembly
AUGCCUUCAACUCCGUCCAACUACAAGUCCGUCCACGACAACCGUUUCCAUGGUGAUGAGGAUCACGAUCUGAGGUCGGAUCUUUCCCAAGGGGGCGGAGAUGAUGCGGAGCAUCCCACGUUCAUCCCCAUGUACACUCCUACUACUCUCCAAGCCCCAAGAGGACAUACGAUGAGACCUCGACCAUACGCCAUUGGACACAAGCUGGAUCUAGAGUUCGAGGGGCGUCACCGAGCUGAACGUGUGCAGAUCGCGGAGGUGCCGUGCGUUCGGUACUUGAUCGGUUGGAUCGCGAAGACGUUCGACUACAUCAACCACGUUAUUCACCGCUUCCGCUUUCGGUCUACGAGGGAAUACACGACGUUGGAGGUGACAUGCGACCUACGCUGUGCGGCGGCGAUGGUGUGUCGCCUAUUUCAAAAGAGGAUGUGGCUAGAAAUUAGUCAGCUGAAAAUUUUGUUUGAGGCAAUCCCGAUGCUAUAUUGUGGGCAGGAACUAAUCAACGAUAGGAUACUCAGCAAGAUGGGCGAAGGGACCUUUGGACAAGUUUUGGAAUGCUGGGACUUGGAAAACCAAGAAUCAGUAGCUAUCAAGAUUGUGCGUUCCCUGCAGAAAUACCGGGAGGCUGCUAUGAUUGAAAUUGACGUGCUUCAGAGACUUGGGAAGCAUGAUUUUACUGGUAGUCGUUGUGUGCAAAUACGGAAUUGGUUUGACUAUCGUAAUCAUAUAUGUAUAGUAUUUGAGAAGCUUGGACCAAGCUUAUAUGACUUCCUGCGAAAGAAUAGCUACCGUUCAUUUCCUAUUGAUCUUGUUCGGGAGUUUGCCAGACAAAUAUUAGAGUCUGUUACAUUUAUGCAUGACCUGCGGCUUAUUCACACAGAUCUUAAGCCAGAGAACAUUCUCCUUGUUUCACCUGAUACAAUCAAGGUUCAUGAUUAUAAGAUUCCUAUACGCCCACCCAAGGAUGGGUCUGUUUUCAAGAACCUUCCAAAAUCGAGUGCUAUCAAGCUUAUUGAUUUUGGAAGUACAACAUUUGAUCAUCAAGAUCACAAUUAUGUCGUGUCAACAAGACAUUACCGUGCCCCAGAAGUUAUCCUUGGUCUUGGGUGGAAUUAUCCAUGCGAUCUUUGGAGUGUGGGAUGCAUUUUGGUUGAGCUCUGCUCGGGGGAGGCUUUAUUUCAAACACAUGAAAAUUUGGAGCAUCUUGCUAUGAUGGAGAAGGUUCUAGGCCCCCUUCCCAAACACAUGAUCGCCAGAGCUGAUAGACGAGCUGAGAAAUACUUCAGGCGUGGACUAAGGCUUGACUGGCCAGAGGGGGCAGCCUCACGAGAAAGCAUGAAGGCAGUAUGGAAAUUGCCUCGUCUGCAGAAUCUGGUCAUGCAACAUGUCGAUCAUUCUGCUGGGGAUCUAAUAGAUCUUCUUCAGGGGCUUCUUCGGUAUGAUCCUGAUGAGCGUCUUAAGGCACGACAAGCUCUUCAACACCCUUUCUUUACCAGAUGCCACAGAAGAUGUGGUUACUGA